Molecule: messenger RNA, 7119 nt
Organism: Anarrhichthys ocellatus (wolf-eel)
Lineage: Eukaryota; Metazoa; Chordata; Actinopteri; Perciformes; Anarhichadidae
Product: sideroflexin-5-like
Exons: 16
Coding region: 305-5122 (1605 amino acids)
Biological process (GO): regulated exocytosis; monoatomic ion transport; citrate transport
Cellular component (GO): secretory granule; mitochondrial inner membrane; early endosome
Molecular function (GO): small GTPase binding; citrate transmembrane transporter activity; monoatomic ion transmembrane transporter activity
Source: RefSeq, a predicted model, not a curated record
UCGCUGCCCGCAGAGAGGCCCGCACGGCAGCGGGAGAGAGGCAGGGACACGGGACGCUGCUGCAGCCGCAGAGCAGAGACUCGAGGAGGAGCAGCUGCGGGCGCACACACAAAAGAAAACAAACCCACAACCACGGCAACUUUGCAGAGACGACAGACAGCCAUAAUGCGGCACCGCCCGCCGACCCCGGAGCUGAUGUGACUGUGCAAACCCAGAGCAAGGGAGGAAGCGGCGGACACCAUCACCACCACACGCCGGUGGUCGGACUGUCUGGUCUGGAGGAAGGUGGGGGGGAGGAGAGGACAUGUCCUCGCUAACCGUAGAGGGGGACCAGAAAUGGUUACCGACACACGUCCAGGUGACGGUGCUGAGAGGCAGGGGCUUACGGGGCAAGGGCAAGCACGGCACCAGCGACGUGUACACCAUCAUCCAGCUGGCGAAGGAGAAGUACUCGACCUGCGUGGCGGAGAAGACCACCGAGCCGGAGUGGAGGGAGGAGUGCUCGUUCGAGCUGCAGCCCGGCGUGCUGGAGACCGGCGGCGGGCGGAGCAGCUGUCCGGCCGGCAGCAACGAGCUGGUCCUCAUCGUGAUGCACCGGGCGCUCAUGGGGCUGGACGUGUUCCUCGGACAGUCGGUGAUCCAGCUGGAUAAGGUCUUUCAUGAGACUAGAUGCGUGAAAAACGAGUGGUACAAGCUCAACUCCAAGACGGGGAAGAAGGAGAAGGAACGAGGAGACAUUCAAGUCACGGUCCAGUUCACCCGGAACAACCUGACCGCCAGCAUGUACGACCUGGUCAUGAAGGACAAGGGCGCCUCCACCUUCGGCAAGCUCAAAGAGCGCAUCAAGGGGAAGAGGAGAUCCAGCGAGGAGGACUCUGCGUCGGCAGUCCUACCCAGCGGUUACGGGUCCCUUCACCGCAUACGGCAGCGGCUGCCGAGCGAUGGAGGCGGGGAGGAGGAUUACGAGGACGACGAGGGGGGCGAGGCCCGGCGGAGCAAGAUGAGGACCUUCUUCCUGAGAGGGAAGCUGAGGAAGUCGUCGGACACUCGUUCCAGCACGUCGCUGGGCUCGGAGAGCAGCGAGUCGUCGUCGCGGGGAGGGAGCCUGAGCCCCACGGCCGGCAUUAGCGUGGUGGUCUCCGACCUCUCCAACUCACCCAGCAACAGCAGCAACCUCACGGUCGACAACAGCCCAGAGCACACGUCCUCUCUCAUAUGCGAGUUCGGUGACGAGGACGGUGAGAUCACCAUCGCAGUGCCUCAGCCCACUGUGUGCGUUAACGGAAGCCAUGCUUACGGCGUCCAGCCCCUGGACCCGGGCUCAGGAAAACCUGCGGACUCUUUAGGCCUGGGCCCGCUGCAGAAGUCUUUGCCUCUCUCCGUGUCUCUGCAGAACCUCAGGCCUUCCACGGACCUCCUCAAGGGCCCCGUCGGAGAUGGGCGCCGCUGGUCUUUUGACAAGCCCUGCGAGGAGGAGAAGGCAGCCAUAGCGGCGGCCCUGGAGAAAAGCGGCCCAAUGCUGGGCGACGAGGAGGAGCAGUUGGGACGGUCCGCUCCGCCCAAAUCCGCCUCCUCCUCCUCCUCCACGGUGGAGUCGGAGAGCCAGGGGAAGAAGCAGAGGAGGAACUUGUUUUCUCAGGGGAGGAGCGGGUCUGCGGGGAGAGGACAGAGUCAGUCCAAGGAUGAGUCUGAACAGGCCCCCGCUGCCGCCGAGGAGAAACACAAGGGAUGGUUUGGAUCAAAGGACUCGCACAGCAAACCCAGCCUGGUGGUGUCACCUAAACUAGAACCCAGCACUGACCCCCACCCACCACCCAGUCACCACCCCCCGGGUCCCCCCGUAGAUCCCGCCCCUCCGGUUUCCCUGCUGCAUCACACUAACCCUUUCUCCCACUCACAGACCCCACCGCCUCCCAUAACCCCCUGCAACCCUUUCUUCUCUGUCCUCCAGCACAAUCCUUUCUAUGACGACCCGCUAACCCCUCAGCCCCUAAAACCUUCGCUGCCUCCUCUGCCCUAUCUCUCCAGUUCCCGGCCCCCCAUAGCUCAACUCUUUCCGCAGGCGGGUAACCCCACCCUGACUCACGACAACCCGCCCACAGAGGACGCCAUCACCGGUACGGUUGCAAAGAGCGAAGCUGGGGAACGACCUCUUGAAGGGGAGAAACCUUUAAGCAUGACGUUGCCUGGCCCUUUUGUGUGUGCCGUGGAGCUGAACCCGGACUCAGAGUGGGACGAAUCCUUUGAAGCGUUUGCAGCUGGCAGGCUGCAGUCUCCUGAGGAUCUAACCACAGACUGCAAAACACAGCAGAACACACCCGGCGAUCAUCCACUGGAACACUGCGCUGAUAAAGGAGUAUCACUACCUAUAACGGAUCCAAACGACACACUACAUCGCCAACCUUGCACGGGAUUUGCAUCCGAUGCACAAAAAGCCCUCGGCCAGGCAACCGGCACAAGUCAUUUUGACACAUUUGCACAAUUCCUCGAGACAAUCCCGGAGCACGCAAGCUUUGAGAUUGACAACAUCCCUUUGAGUAACACAUCAGAACUGGAUGCUGAAACUAAUCAAGCUAACAGCGCUACUAACGCAAACGAUUUAACCGACACUAAUGGGCACCAGGCCCCCUGUCACUCCCCCUUUGUAAAGCUCAACAGCAGCUCCCCAGAUCCCGGUUCUUCGGGUAUCGGCAGUUCAGAAGCAGAAGAGGAUUUCCUCUCCUGCCUCUCGUCUUAUACAGACAAAUACUCUGCAUCCUCCUCCGAGGAAGCCGAGGCACAGCACUUUGAAAGCAACAUCCUCUGCUUUGAGAAAUCCUCUGAUUCAUCUGUUGUAAAGCACUCAGAAUCAGAAGAUGACAUGACCGACAGGUCCACUGAUCUGUCUUUAGCCGAUGUAGCUCAGCACACUGUUAUUCAGCACGGUGACGCUGAUGAAGAGGCAGAUCUCAGCGGUUUAGAGCGGUCAUUGGCACAGCAGUCCCCAGUGCUUACGCAUCAGCAGCCGGUGAUCAAUGCAAGUGAGGACGCUGGUACUCAGUCACCAAACCUUUCAAGCACUGACUUGUUACCAGAAAUGCAGCCGGAAUCCAAAGAAUCUCUACAGUCUGACAACGAAAACGGAGAGAAAUCCACAGGUGAAGGUCUGCAGGAUGUCUGCACAGUGUUAAAUGAUUCCUCUGUAUCUGUAUGCGACACUACGGAUAUGAUGACUUUUACGAUUCCAGAUGAGAAACUCUACUUCACACACCCAUCAGUACACAUCAUAACCUCCUCCCCUGAUGUGAGGCGGAGUUUGUUGGACUCGCCCAUUGAGAGCACAGAUGUAGGAGGGCAGGAUGCAAGCCAGCGUUCCCCAAUACCAUUCGGGCUUCUUGGCGAUUUCCUCAAUGCCAGUCACAUUGCGAACGGUCCCAGCCGAGACUUUGAGGACGCGCUGUUGCACACCCGGUUGUCCACUCAGAGCACCAGCAGCUUUUUCCCAAGCCUCUCUGUCAGCACAGACUCGCAGGAUUACCAAACCUCCAGCGGCUCGGAGCCAAACGCGACGCUGCACUCUGCGAACUUGACGCUCUGCGGCGAGCUGAAUGACACGCAUACAACUGCUGAGGCUGCUUUGGGCCAAGAAGAUUCCACCAAUGAAUGCAAGCCGCGUGACGAAGAAAUCAAACAGAACGACCGAUCUGGAGGAUCCGUCUGCGGAGCUGAGGACAAGACGGCGACUCUCGAGUCAAGUUUCAUGAUGGCGGAUGACUUCGGUUUCCUCCCCGCGGCAUCUACGGACUCUUACGCGAGCUUUGAUCUAAGGAAGCUCAACGAGGGAGGUGUGGAAAGUCAGCACGUGUUGUCGCUGAGUCCCGAGCCACAAAGUGCUACGCUACACCGCUCCCACUCUGAAGGCACACUGACACCUGCCUUUGACGAACUCCUCCUCCUGCCCUCCUUUGCGAGCGAUCCCGGUGCGAUACAAGAGUCCUCCUCGGCUCAGCCUGGCCCUCACCUCCCCUCUCUGACCUCCUUUGCUCCCUGUCUAACUCCUCAAAGCAAUAGCUCCCCUUUCGCGCUCUGUUCCCUCCCGCUUCUUGCCAACGCUGCGGCGAGGUCACCACCCAGCACGGCGCGAGCUGCGGCGCCAAAGCCAAUGCUUCAGGAGACGCCGCCUCCGCCGCCUCGGCAGCAGCAGGCAGCCAAUCAGCAGAACAGCCCCCACCCAGUGAAGCCCCUGAGUACUGCCACACCGGCUGACGAGAAGCGGACUGAGGGCCGGUCAGUGCUGGCCACCGGCCUGGAGAAGCUCAAGUCCACCAUCCACCCGGGGAGGAGCAGCCAGCUCAGCCAGCUUAGCGAGCAGGAGACGGACAGGAAGAAGGUAACGUCCGUGACUGAGGGAGCGGGCUCGUACUACCACCUGAACCACCGUGAACUGGUCGCCCUGCUGGUGCAGCGGGAGGCCGACCUGGAGAGGCAGAAGGCGGAGUUUGAGCGUCAGAAACUUAUGCUGGCUAAGCGGGAGGUGGAGCUGAGGAAGUUGAAGCCGCAGGUCAAAGACCUGGAGGACUACAUUGACACGCUGCUGAACACAUUCUUUGGUCGGUUCAGGCACUUCCUGGACGUGAUUGACCCCAGCACACUCUUCGUGACAGAGAAACGUCUGCAGGAGUCUGUGGAGCUGCUCGACCGCUUCAAACAAGGAACUCUGCCGGCGGGAGUGACAGAUGCUCAGCUUUGGCAAGCUCAGAAAAUAAAGCAGGCCAUCAUCCACCCUGACACGGGGGAGAAGGUCCUCAUGCCCUUUCGGAUGUCAGGGUUUAUCCCCUUUGGCACACCAGUGGUUGUUGGCCUCCUUCUACCAAAUCAAACAUUGGUGUCGACGAUCUUCUGGCAGUGGUUAAACCAGAGUCACAAUGCCUGCGUGAACUACUGCAACCGCAACGCCUCCAAGCCGGCUCCAAUUUCCAGAUUCUUCCAGGGAUACCUCGGUGCAGUGACCAGCGCGGUGUCCAUUGCUGUCGGGUUGAACUUGUUAAUCCAGAAGGCCAGUCGCUUCAGCCCAACUACCAGGCUCUUGGUGCAGAGGUUCAUCCCCUUCCCAGCAGUGGCCUGUCAUUCAAUUAGAUUAUGAAGACCUUAACCGGAGGGAAAGACACGCCGCUAGAAAGGUAUGGGGAUAAUUUGUUGUCGUUUGAAGGUAUUAAUCAUGAUUUAAUUAUUAUUAAUAUUUCCGUAAUUAUGUGGAAAGUCCUUUAGUGCAUUCCCAGUAUACCACGAGGUAUUAGACGGCAAUUAGAAUGUACAUAAAUGUAAUUAUUUUAAAUAGUUACAAAUUACAGCCAGAUAUUUAAGCAUUGAGCUGCUCAGACUUGGCAAUAAUUGAUUCACUUUUAUAAUUACUUUGAUGCCUUUUAUUAAUUUAGUUACAAUUGAGUUUUUUUGUUUGACCUGUUUGCUGUAGUUUGUGUUAUUCGUUGCUAAAAUCCCGCUGUCUGUCCCUCUGUUAAUUGGUGCGGAUAAUAAAAAGACAUCCCUUGUAGGUAGAAAGAGCUGUUUGCUCAGUCAAUUGAAUUCCCCUCACAGAGCGCCCUGCAGCCGCGCGUAGAGAUAACUCCCAACGCUGUUGUCUUAAAUUAAAAAGGCUCGCGGCGACACCACUAAACUCUCUAAAAUGACUUUUUCUUAUUCCUAUUAGAGUCAAGGAGAAAGGUCCAUCUGUAUUAACAUACAUUUGGGUUCACUUUGGCUCUCGUGAAUAAAUCACAGGCAGACAACACUGCUGUUAACUGCUGUGUGCUGACCCAUCGGUCACCUUGGUCACGCUGCUCGUUGCUGAUUCGACCGACUUAAGACAGAAGCUCAGCGUUCAGUUUGUGGAUUGUGGCGCACGUGACUUAGUGAUGAAGGCUUUUCAGUGAGUAGAGCCAGGAGAGCUGCACUGACUUCUAAAAGAACACUCAAUGACAUAAAAUGUACCAUAUUUUCAUCACAGUUUAAAUUGUCUUUUAUGUCUAAAAGAUAUCAUUUUCUAAUGAAGGCAAGAGAGGACAUCGGCAAAGCUCAUUUCUUGGAUAUUGUGUCCUGAUCAUAAUAUAAAGUUUACAGGUUAGCAGCUCUGUGAGACUUUGAGCAUCAUGCUAACAUCAUGACAAUGCCAACAUGCUCACAAUGACAACAAUAGCACGCUCGUGUUUAACAGGUGCGAUUUGCCUCCUUAGCUACAAAGCUAAUGUUGCUAGCAGUAGAGCGCUACAUGUUUUGUCGAGCUGUUUUUCUGCGAUGAUGUAAAAACGCCUUCAGACGUCGUUUCUCAGCAACAAGAUACAAAAUGUCUUUCCAACACAACACCAAGAACUCGCUUUGCGCCUGUUUGCUUCAAAGCAAAAUUCAGGGUCAGGAGAAUAGGAACCGGUCAUUGCGCUACAUUGUUUUCACCAGCGUGUUAGCAUGCUAACAUUUGCUAAUUAGCACUAAACCCAUUUGUUUUGAAGCUAUUUGGUCACAAGCCAACAUGUUGGACAAAAUAAAAGAUGUGAAGAUGCUGCUUGAGGUUAUUAAAGAUGCCGAGGAGAAGAUGAAUGUGUGCAGCACAUCUGAGGAAACAGCCUACUUGUUAUCACAACCGCACAACUUCUUUGAACUGUGAAACCCGUUUUCACAUGAUAAUGAAAUAAGUAGUUGGUCAACUCAAAACAGAGAAUAUUUUGUCUUCAUCUUGGUAAUUAUAAUAAUUAUAUAAUUAAUGCAGGAAACAAAAAACUUCUGAAAUUCUGAAAUUAUUCUCAUGAAAAGAAAUGCAUCCUCUCCAUCCUUCCAUAAAGUUCCUGUUCAACCAGUCUGAUGAUGUUAGCACUCAUUCUUGCAGUGCCUACCACAGUACCCUUGAGCAAGGAACUGAACCUCUUCCUGCUCCAACGACACUUUCCAGGCUGCCUGAUCUUAAACCUCAGCCGGAAAGUGAAAAGACAAUUUCCUCAUUUGUGAGCUAAUAAAGAAUGUCAACUUCCUCAAGGUGAGACUCUUCACUUUCAUUUUUAAAAGCCUUCUCGCCUCCCGACAGCGACUGCAAACGUCUGCAACGUGGUGCUCAUGAGACACUCCGAGCUGUCGGAGGGCAUCAGCGUGCUC